Messenger RNA from Trematosphaeria pertusa, 1085 nucleotides. RefSeq lists its product as uncharacterized. The coding region runs from base 104 to 901 and encodes 265 amino acids. The transcript has 4 exons. Lineage: Eukaryota; Fungi; Ascomycota; Dothideomycetes; Pleosporales; Trematosphaeriaceae. The record is from RefSeq and is a predicted model, not a curated record.
UCGACCGCUCCUAAAGAUCUAGCAAUCAGCUUGGGUGGUCCAAGGGAAGACAUAGCUCACCAACUGUCGUGUCGUAUUGUGUUUUACCUCUGCAGCGAGAAACAUGUGCACAAUGGGCAUUGUUCUCACUGGUCAUCACUUCGCCCAUCGAGAUGAACUGGUGCACGUCGAGCUCCAUGACGCCACAUUCCGCGACCGGGUAUUCGUAACAACAAUCACGGCAGGCCUCCUGAAAGUCUACGUCCCGUUUGCCGAAGACCGCAUUAUAAUGGAUCAAGUACUUGGAGGAUGGGCUCUCUCCAUCUACGUCCCAUCGCUCGAGCACGUCGCCCACAUCGAAGUCCUUGCACUACGCUGGCUCUUCCAGCAAAUGACCUCCAUCGUCACUCACACGCUUAACUGGAAUUGCUUGCCGGCACACGCCUCCGUUGGCCAGGGCGUGCUUCUCUAUCGCGCACUACAGCUCUUAUACCUGGACGACGCAGCGCAGACCCUUCGCCCUCAAGUCAUGUACGAAAUCAAGCUGAAGCCACUUUCAAUGACUGACGUCCAGCGCAUCUGGUGGGCCUUCCAGUACACGGAGGAGUGGGGUGAAUGGCUGAAUGUGAUGCUACGCAAUCUUGCUUACUUCAACGUGUACAGCGAUCUUUCGGACGGUAGCUACAUUCGAUUGUUCAUCGAAACCGAGAUGCUUCAGUUGACUCCCGCUGAGCAGGACUAUAUUGAGGGCCUCUAUCGGUACCAUAAAGAGGAGUUCCGGAAGGAGGGCUUCGCCGGUACGGCGAAGGCUUAUGUCAAGUGGGCGCUUGGCCUGGUCAAGUGGGAGAACCGUGAUUUACAUCGCGAGUAUCCCGCACCGUUUACGGUGCGGUGCAAUCUGGCCGUUGCGCGUCGGCGCUAAGCUCUCGCUAAUUCCGAUGUUUUUGGAUCCUGCAGCUCACGCAAACGCGUCUGUAUUCUCCCUCAGUACCUGCGCUGUCCUCAUCGAUGCUGAGAGCCCGAUGAGGUUCAGCUCUUACAGUAUGCUUAUAAUCCUCAUCCCCCAGUCCCCUUUCCGCGGUGACACUGAUCGCCUCUCGCAUUCU